Messenger RNA from Pyricularia pennisetigena, 1605 nucleotides. RefSeq lists its product as uncharacterized. The record is from RefSeq and is a predicted model, not a curated record. The coding region runs from base 1 to 1605 and encodes 534 amino acids. The transcript has 2 exons. NCBI's taxonomy places the organism in Eukaryota, Fungi, Ascomycota, Sordariomycetes, Magnaporthales, Pyriculariaceae.
AUGCAUUCCCUGGAGAGGAUACGAAGUGCCGGGAGCUCGUACACUCGCGACUCCCGGAGAGAUUCCUACAGCACCAGGACCAGGGAUUCAUUCGACAGCCAGAGUAGCAGACCAACGACAAUAGAAAACUCUCCGCAGCACUCAUAUGUCAGGAUGCCACCUAAACCGGUCAUCAAGGUUGUCACAGAACAACCGCAAAGCCGAGUUGGUCGUCGUCCCAGCUACUAUCAUGAUGACCUCUCGCCAGGUACAACCACAUGUGCUCGAUCAUCCGUCGAGACUUACGCCUCGACCAACUCGUCCCUGGAUGAUCUUUUGGAUGAUGAAGAGGAAGGCGGCUUUUCCAGCAGCAUCCCUCCUCUUCCCAUAUACUGUCCCGAGCUCGUGGAGGAAGAUGUGCAACCGGCCUCUCCCCAUGAGUUUUCCAAGCUCUUCCCUAGCAUGGACCGCCUUUCGAUUCGCCAUGACGACUUUACAUCUGAUGGCAACAUGAACCUGCGCGUUGACACAACCGUUCAGUCUAGCGGACGUCACCGUCGUCCCAGAACAGUCCAGCUAUUUCACCUCCGCAUGCAUGACUUAGCACGCCGGGACUUCUCUUUGCGCCGAUACUGCCGGGACUCUGGUCGCGAGGUCUGCAGUUCCAAGCGCAAGUAUUCUCCACCCUCAUCGCCAGCCAAAUCGCACAAGAGUCCGAUAUCACUCCCUCCAUCUCUCUGCUCCUCCCCCGUCACCCCCAGCGACAAAGCCAAGCCCACCUUUACCCGCUCUGUUACCAGUGCCAUCACCCGCCCUUUCUCAUCCGCCCGCCCUGAGUCCAGAUCUAAACGCACCCUGGAUCAGUCUAGCAUCGGUGGAAGCUUGCACUCGGUAUGCGAAAGCUACGACGACAAUGAAAGCAGCGAAUUUGACGCCACUUCACCCACGGCCGCCGCCGCCGCAACCAAUACCAUAAAGCUAGAUUUCAGCAACUACGCGCGUGUCGAAGUCGAGCGCAAGGGCAAAAGCGGUUCCAACUCGAAGCGCUACGAAUUUGAGUGGUGGGGUAACAGCUAUAGCUGGAGGCGUGCCACGGACAAGGACACGGGAAUAGUGUCUUUCCACCUGAUGCGCCACGGCCAAGGGGGCAGUAAGACGAGCAGCAACAAGGGACACGUCGAAGGCGCCAUCGCACAUAUAGUGCCCGAGGCCCGUUCCCCCGUUCAAAUUGCCGCUGACGAGGAGGCUGGUGGUUGGAUCCCGCCAUGUCACUUCUGGAUCAACGACUGGAAUGUCAUCAAUGCGAAAACGGAUGUCGCAGACAUCAUCAUUGCAACUGGUCUCAUGGCUCUGGUGGACGACUGCAUCAAACAACGCUGGCAGAUGCCCAAGAUACACCGUAUCCCCUUGCCGCUAACCUCGCGCACUUGGGAUCUCGAAUACGUGGGCCCAAAGGCCUUCCUGCAGCGAGCGUUUUCAUUCAGGACACAGAACUCGGCACCCAAGCCUGGAGAAGAGACCACCACGAGAGCUGUGGCUGUAUAUGAGGACGACUAUGACGACUACGACAACGAUCUUCGGCCAUACCAUGCAAAUUACCACCGGCAUCCUGUCGUCGUUUCCUGA